Dermacentor silvarum is the source of this 1215-nucleotide messenger RNA. Its product is annotated as kinesin-like protein KIF18B. Gene Ontology annotation, cellular component: mitotic spindle astral microtubule; nucleus; mitotic spindle midzone. Gene Ontology annotation, molecular function: microtubule binding; ATP hydrolysis activity; plus-end-directed microtubule motor activity. The record is from RefSeq and is a predicted model, not a curated record. The transcript has a single exon. The coding region runs from base 1 to 1215 and encodes 404 amino acids. Gene Ontology annotation, biological process: microtubule-based movement; microtubule depolymerization; mitotic sister chromatid segregation. Lineage: Eukaryota; Metazoa; Arthropoda; Arachnida; Ixodida; Ixodidae.
AUGGCAGUGCGCAUGCGCCUACUGAGCGAUCGUGACUCCGAGGCCACCAGCAUCGUCCUCGUGGUCAUCACGCCCGCGCCCAUGGUAAGGCCGACUCCCGCAACGUCGAGGCACCCUACCACGGAUGAAUCUACAAUGGUGUCGCCAAACCGCAAGAGACGUUCUAACGAGGCCGCGCAGUCGUCAGCCACGAAAUGUCGCCAAUCGAGGAAAGACCCGCCGUCGCCCGGCGUUUGGGUGAACGUGGCAGCGCGUGUGCGCCUACUGAGCGUCAGUGACUUUCAGACCGCAAGCAUCUUCAGCGUGCAGGACUACAGGUGCCAUGUGUUCGACCCCAAGGCCGAGGCGGAGUCUUUCCAUUUUCGGGACGGGGCUAACGCCAAGCCAAAUGAAGACCAAAUGCUCAUGUUUGAUCAGUUCUUGGAUGAAACAAAGGACAAUGUUUAUGUGUGUGAGAACACCACCAGGGGCAUCGUGACGAUGCUCCUUGAGGAUUGCAAUUGCUCUUUGUUCGCGUGCAUUUCGACUGGCGCCGACAAAGCUUUCGCAUUGCUGGGCUCCGAGGAAUGCCACGGAAUGGUAUCCCGCAUGGCCAGCGAGCUGUACCAGCGCGCGCCCAAGCUGCACUCAGAAGGCCAGACAUGCGACGUAGCAGUCGCCUAUCUAGAAAUCUACAACAAGGUUGUUCGAGACCUGCUGUGCCUCGACCGGGCCAAGAGCAUUGCCCUAUUGAACCUCACCAAACAUAAGGCGAAGGCGACCGGCGCCCUCCUCGAGCUGCUCUUGAAAGAAAAGAACCGGACGCAGCAUACCACCCACGCUAAUUCUGAGUCUUCAUGGUCGCAUGCCAUCUCCCAGAGCUACGUCACAGUGACGGAGAAUGCGACAAGCCUGAGCAAGCAAACUCGUGUGUCGAUGUACUCUGUUGACCUUGCCAGCACGGAGCGCGCAGCUGCGGCCAGUAGGGACACAGAGGAUCAGAUCCGCGAGGGUACCAAGCUCAACCUGUCGCUGCUGGCCCUCGGCAACUGCAUCGACGCCCGCCCGAAGAACGGGACGCAGCAAGUGCCGUACCAGGACUCCAAGCUGACCCACAUCCUCAAGGACUCGCUGGGUGGCUCGGGCGACGUCCUUGUGAUUGGGACAGCGACGGCGGUGGUGCUCAGCUAUGAAGAAACGUGCGGCACCCUGGGAUAUGUGCUGAGCGGGCCAUGA